This is a messenger RNA of Echinops telfairi (small Madagascar hedgehog), 1514 nucleotides long. It is a transcript of the gene MFAP4, whose product is annotated as microfibril associated protein 4. Gene Ontology annotation, biological process: elastic fiber assembly. The transcript is spliced from 6 exons. Bases 55 to 834 code for a protein of 259 amino acids. NCBI's taxonomy places the organism in Eukaryota, Metazoa, Chordata, Mammalia, Afrosoricida, Tenrecidae. The record is from RefSeq and is a predicted model, not a curated record.
GGCAGUUGCAGUCUGAGCUGCAGAUACCCAGUCACCCAGCAGUGAACAGACAAUAUGAAGGCCCUCCAGGCGCUGUCGCUGCCGCUGCUGCUGCUUCUGCUCCUCUCUACCACCCAUUGUACGCCCCAAGCCUCUGGGAUUCGAGGAGAUGCUCUGGAGAAGUCCUACCUUCAGCACCCCCUGGACUGUGAUGACAUCUAUGCCCAGGGCUACCAGGCUGAUGGCGUGUACCUCAUCUACCCCUCUGGCCCCAGUGUACCUGUACCUGUCUUCUGUGAUAUGACCACUGAGGGUGGAAAGUGGACAGUUUUCCAGAAGCGAUUCAAUGGUUCAGUGAGUUUCUUUCGGGGCUGGAAUGACUACAAGCUGGGCUUUGGCCGUGCAGAUGGAGAGUAUUGGCUGGGGCUGCAGAACCUUCACCUCCUGACACUGAAGCAGAAGUAUGAACUGCGCGUGGACUUGGAAGACUUUGAGAACAACACAGCCUUUGCGAAGUACACUGACUUCUCCAUCUCACCUAAUGCAGUCAGCGCUGAGGAGGAUGGCUAUACUCUCUACGUGGCAGGCUUUGAAGAUGGUGGAGCAGGCGACUCCCUGUCCUACCAUAGCGGUCAGAAAUUCUCCACCUUCGACAGGGACCAGGACCUCUUUAUGCAGAACUGUGCAGUCCUCUCCUCAGGGGCUUUCUGGUUCCGAAGCUGCCACUUCGCCAAUCUCAAUGGCUUCUACCUGGGUGGUACCCACCUCUCUUAUGCCAACGGCAUCAACUGGGCCCAGUGGAAGGGCUUCUACUACUCCCUUAAGCGCACUGAGAUGAAAAUUCGCCGUGCUUAAAAGCUGGGCUCCCCAUCCCUCUCCACUCUGCCACUUUGGGCUCAUGGGUGCUCGCUCCCUCUGACCCCUCCCUAAUUCCUUCCCAUGUUGAUUAUUCUUCCCCCAACACCAGCUUCUCACAGGCCCUUGUGAAUCUCUGCCAUAACUGAUCCCUUCCCCAUACCGGGGCCCCCCAAAUAUCCUUCUGUUCAACCUUAAAACUGCACAAUCUGCAGCUUCCCAGCCUAGACCUGGAUUGACUCCAUCCACAUCAGAGCUGCCUCCACCCUGUCCUAACAGUUGCAGAGCUAUAAAUCACUCCACAAGCUGUAGGCAUUUAUGUUUAUCUUCAGCCAGCUUCCUUACUUUCCUCCAACUGAGCUAGCAAUGGAACCAGAGGCCUCUUUCUGGCUAUUCUAAGAGUAUCCUCUACCUCUGGCAUCCUUUCCAUAACUUACCUCCUAUGGUGAGUACCAUGGUCCAUCUCCACUUCCCCCAUCUGCAAGUCCCAGUCCCCAAAGCUCAACUAAAACUGCAUUUCAGUACAGCUAAUGUAUGAUACCCGGAAAUAGCCAUUAGUUAAGUAGGCAUAGAAAUAAGGUGCCCUGUUCCAGCUCAGCCAAAAAUUGGCAAUCCGUGAUCCAAGAUAGCUGAGUUGAGAGAUGGGAGCAGGCUGAUUCAAUAAAUCUGCAGGAACUAAA